Messenger RNA from Schistocerca cancellata (South American locust), 384 nucleotides. RefSeq lists its product as uncharacterized. The record is from RefSeq and is a predicted model, not a curated record. The transcript is spliced from 2 exons. Bases 1 to 384 code for a protein of 127 amino acids. NCBI's taxonomy places the organism in Eukaryota, Metazoa, Arthropoda, Insecta, Orthoptera, Acrididae.
AUGGGCGCAGAGCGGUCGCUCAUCUGCCAGGGGGACGUCCGGGCGUCACGGUGUCCGGCCGCUGAAUUGGACGCGGUCCGCGAGCCGCGGCCCGCUGUGUGCCCACGGCGGGGGGCCGCGUGGCGAAUGUCUGCGAGCGAGCGCCGCGCCGCGCCGCCACGGGACCGGCUUGCAGCAGUCAGUCGCUCCUCGCCGCACACCAGCCCGCCGCUGCGGCUAAAGCCGUCGGCACACGGACCGCGCUGCCCGCUGCCGGGUUCUCCGGGUAGCCUAGCGCGCGGCGCCGGAGCCGCUGCAGCCAGGCCGCCCGUGCCGCCUGCGUGUCCCGUGCCGCGCCGCGCGCCGCAGCGCAAGGCGCUCGGCUCGCGAUGGGUUUUCAUUUGA